Clarias gariepinus (North African catfish) is the source of this 2946-nucleotide messenger RNA. RefSeq names its product EGF-containing fibulin-like extracellular matrix protein 2. The transcript is spliced from 11 exons. The coding region runs from base 239 to 1558 and encodes 439 amino acids. The record is from RefSeq and is a predicted model, not a curated record. Gene Ontology annotation, molecular function: calcium ion binding. Lineage: Eukaryota; Metazoa; Chordata; Actinopteri; Siluriformes; Clariidae.
ACUAUCCAAACCUUACUGGAAGCACCCUAUUUGUUACAGGGAAAUUCUGAGCGAGAAAAAAAAGAGCAGAUCACAAAGUCACAGGAAAAGAAGAAGGAGCGGAACCUCACAUGUGAAUAGAUGUGCAUAGAUUCCACCUGCACUCUUUGGGAAGUACUGUAAUUUGACUGAUUGGUAUCCAUGUAAAAGAUUCUACACAUCUGUUUCUACAUUCAACUGUGCACGAGUGUGCGUAAAUAUGAAGUGUUUGUGCUGUGUGCUGCUGUGUGUCACUCUGGUCUUUCUACCUGUGACGAACAGUCAGGCACCUGUGGAGGCCAACUCAUACACGGAGUGCACAGAUGGCUAUGAGUGGGAUGCCCAGAACCAACACUGUAAAGACAUAAACGAGUGUGAGACAAUUACAGAGCCAUGUCAAGGGGAGAUGAAAUGCUUUAAUCACUAUGGUGGUUACCUGUGUCUACCUCGCUCUGCCUCUGUCAUCACUGCCCCCGAGCCAUCUGGCCAGUCAGAAUCAGUUCUUGCCAGCGUGUCCAACGGAGCUUUUAAUCCCUGUCCUGUGGGAUAUGAGGCCCAGGGAGAGAGCUGUAUAGAUGUAGAUGAGUGUGAAAUUAACCUGCAUGACUGCCAACCGAGUCAACAUUGCAUUAACACUCUCGGAUCAUACACCUGUCAAUGUUCGGAUGGCUACCGAAAGAUAGGCCAGGAGUGUGUCGAUAUCGAUGAGUGCACAUACCGCUACUGCCAGCAUCGCUGUAUCAAUUAUCCUGGAUCUUUUGCCUGCCAGUGUGAGCCAGGAUUCCAGGUGGCAGGCAACAACCGUUCCUGUGUGGAUGUAAAUGAAUGUGAAAUGGGAGCACCAUGUCAGCAGAGGUGCUACAACACAUAUGGGACAUUUCUGUGUCGCUGUGAGCAGGGCUACGACCUCGACCCUGAUGGCUUCACAUGCAAUGACAUUGAUGAGUGCAGCUACUCCAGUUACCUGUGUCAAUUCCAGUGUGUAAAUGAGCCAGGUCGAUUCUCCUGUGUAUGUCCACCGGGCUAUCAGCUCGUCGGUUCACGCCUCUGCCAAGAUUUGAAUGAGUGUGAGUCAGGGACCCAUCAGUGUACAGAAGGGCAGAACUGUGUGAAUAUCCAUGGUGGAUACCGUUGUGUGGAGUCCAAUCGUUGCCAGGAUCCUUACAUCCAUGUUUCAGAGAAUCGUUGUGUGUGUCCGACGGUGAAGCCGGAAUGCCGUGACCUCCCAUUCUCCAUCGUGCAUCGCUACAUGAGUAUCACCUCUGAACGCUCUGUCCCGUCCGAUAUCUUCCAAAUCCAGGCCACCAGUGUCUAUCCUGGUGCAUACAACACGUUCCACAUCCGGUCUGGAGAUGAUGGAGGAGACUUUUACAUUCGGCAAAUCAAUAAUGUCAGUGCCAUGUUGGUUCUGGCUCGGGAAGUCAGCGGACCCAAAGUGUAUACUCUGGAUCUGGAGAUGGUGUCCGUUAACCCUCUGAUAAACUACCAGAGUAGCUCGACCCUCCGCCUUACCAUCUAUGUAGGACCUCACGCUUUCUAAAAAUAAAAAGGAAAAGAAACCAAGGAUAACAGGGGCAUUGUAAGGUGGUGGGAUGAAUAAUACUACAUUGAAGGAUGUCUACAUAACACUUUCAUAACAUUUUAACAGGGUCAUAAUACUUAUGCAUUCCUUGUAGAUACUGAAAUAUCACAUGAAUGGCAUAAAUGGAUAUAGACUACCUUGCAUUUCUUUCAAGAGAAGGAAACAUCAUGCAUUUAAAACAAAAGAUUGAGGAUGAAAAAUGCAUGUCUUUGUCACUCUUUUUUGUUGUUGUUUAAAUAUCAAUUUAAAUAUGUUGUUUAAGAUUUUAAUUGAAAAUAAUACAAUAUAAACAGAUUUUUUUUUUGUUGUUUUUAUAUCUCUUUGAGGAAACCAAGCAAGCAAUGUAUAUUUAAGAUUCAGAGAAUUUGCAAAAGCCAUCAUAUGCUACCGCUAUCUGUUAUUAGACAGAAAAUAAGUAAAGUCAGCCCUGAGAUGUCUGAAAAUCGGCACAGCUGUCAAUGAAAAGAUUUUCUCCCUCAGUGUGACUUUAGCCUGAUUAUUCUGGAAUGUGCGAAAUCAUAGUUGCAUUCAUUUCUCUCACUUUCCCACCAUAGAGUCACACAUAGAGCACACACAUAUACACACACACACGCACACACAAUUUUUGUUAAGAACUUCCAUUAACCUAAUUAUUACUGCAGUUUAUUAAUGCUAUGCCUAAUCGUAAAUUAAUAACACUUAAAAAUUAUAAUCUUAACCUCGGUAAAAGCACAUAUUCCUUUUGUUACACUAUUUUUCUUUAAACAGAAGAAAAGCAGAUGAUCCCUAGAAUUGUCAGGACAUUUGGUCCCUACCAGAAUAUAAAAAUAGCCCCCCCCCCCCCCCUUCACACACACACUCAGACACAUACACACACGCACACACACACACACACACACACACACACACACACACACACACACACACACACUUGUUGGUGACUCAUUUAGAAUAAGGCUCUUUUGUGCUAAAUUAUCUCCCAGAGACUUCAACUAUCUCUGAUCAUUUUAUGCAUCAGGUUUCUAUAUAUAGUUAAGGAGGAUAUUUUCUGCAUCAGAGUUUUUAAUAAAAGUAAAAAAAACUAACCAGGUACAUAAACUAAGAGGAACACUUUUGUUGAUGUUGGAAAACACCACUGUGUGAACAUGUUUGUUCCAAAAAGGGGUGUGUAAAAUAGUUUCCUUUUUGAUGUUUUUCUUAGCUAUCACAACAGAUAUAAUUGUAUCAGAUGUGUGUUUUAGUGGUAAUAAAGUGUCACCAGGUGCUUGUCUGUGUCUUUCAUUCACAUUUGCCUAGUUUGGCUUUCAUCCAUAUCUGAGCAGAUGAAGGUUAAGGUCAAUAAUAGCAGUUUAGUGGUGAUGCUAUUU